GAUAACCUAGAUUUUUAAGAUAGUAAUAUUUCUUUUAUUAUUAAAUAAUUUAUUACAAGGUAAGUGCUUAAAUUAUAAUAAAGCUUUGAAGUUUUAGGAACAUCAAGAUGGUUUGGAAGUGUUGUGUGCCACAGUGCACAUCUAAGACAGCAAUACCAGUCCAUCGAUUCCCCAUGGAUCGCUGCAGAGCUGAACACUGGUUAACAAUCAUUGGCAAAACCGAAUUGAUCGGUGCGCCAAAAGAAGUGCUGGCAAAGUUGAGAAUUUGUACGGAACAUUUCUCUGAAGAGAUGGUAUUGCCUUAUGGUCCAAUACGACGUUUGUUGAACGAUAACGCAGUACCAUCAUUAAAAUUAAAUUCUUGUUAUGUAGAACAGAAUGUUCCUGUUAUUAAUAAUUUAGAAGAUCAUGUUCACUUAAUAGAAAAUGUUCUGAACAUCUCUAACUUUGUGCCAGUGCCCAUGAACAUGGGCGAAGAUGUAGAUAUAUCAAGAAAUACCAAUAAUGAAGGACUGAAAAGAAAAUUAAGGAUCCAAAGGAAGAUGCUGCAUAAGAAGAAAAACAUAAUUAGAAGACAACGUCAAGAAAUCCACAGGAUCCGUCGAAGGAAUAAGUGGGAAGACGUAAUGGAGGACAUGACAACAACGCAGAAAUUAUUCUUCGAAAUGCUGAUGAUAAACGCCAAACAUGCACCACAGGAGCAUAUGUUGCAUACUGCAGAAACCAGUAAUAUAGUUUCAAAAAAAGAACAAGCAACCCAUGUGAUAUGUAAUAUUGAUAAAGACGAAACUGUACAAUAUGGUCAUCGCUAUGGCAGCCAACAGAAGGCCCUGAUGUUGACGCUGUAUAAAACGAUGGGAAAGCGCGCGUAUUCUUAUUUACGUCAAAUUUUUUCACAUAUGCCAUCUAUUCAAACGUUGCAUUUAGCGCUUCAGAAAAUACCAGUCUCCGCAGGUUUGAACACUUUUAUUUUGAGACACUUGGAAUCUAUAGCUCCAAAGAUGUCAGUGAAAAAUAAAGUGUGCAUUCUUAUGUGGGACGAGGUAUCUAUUCAACUCAAGAUCACAUAUGAUAACCGUAAGGAUAUCAUAUGUGGACUUGAGGAUUGGGGCAAUAAUCGCACCGGAAAGAUGGCUGAUCACGUUUUGGUAUUUAUGCUUCACGGAUUAUACACGGGCUGGAAGAUGCCCAUUUCUUAUAAUUUUUGUUGCAAACAAACAAAUACAGCGCAAUUAGUACGUUGUAUUAAAGAACAUGUUUCCAAAAUUAACGAUCUAGGCUUUCACAUCGUUGCAACAGUUUGUGACCAGGGAUCUUCGAACAUGGCUACAAUAAAGGAACUGCUACUGCGUACGGACAUGAAACGCAAGUCUUCUGAAAGAACUCAGAGUCAAACGUUUGAAGUGGGGCAAUAUGUAAUUGUUCCCUUAUAUGACGGACCACAUCUCAUCAAAGGCGUGAGGAAUAACUUAUUAACAAAGGACUUAGCGAUGAGCUGCGAGAAUGGCGUAUCAGCGAAAAUUGCAUCGUGGGACAUAAUUAAGACUGCGUGGAUUAUGGACAGAGAAACACACAAAAUUCGACCGCAAUUAAAAAAAAUUAAAUGUGAGUACAUUAUGGAGGAUAAAAUUAAGAAAAUGCGUGUGAAAUAUGCCGUUCAAGUGUUAAGUGGUACAAUGGUGUUGUUCGCCACGAAGACAAGGACUUAA
Molecule: messenger RNA, 1709 nt
Organism: Harpegnathos saltator (Jerdon's jumping ant)
Lineage: Eukaryota; Metazoa; Arthropoda; Insecta; Hymenoptera; Formicidae
Exons: 6
Coding region: 108-1709 (533 amino acids)
Source: RefSeq, a predicted model, not a curated record